AUGAUUGCCUCAUCCUGGCUCAAGCAGUCAAUCAUCACCGUCCUCUGCGUUCUGGGGAUCCCCUCGUACCUCUCCGCACCAAAACCCAUCUCAGUGCACCUUGAAGGACAGUCGAGCAUCGCUGUGCCUGCCAACCGGGCCAUCAUCUCCCUGCGUAUAAAUGCCGAAGGGCCCAAGCAGGACAAGGUUGCCGAUGAAGUCCGCAAGACCGCUGACGACGUCCUGGCCACACUCAGACCUCUCGCUCAACUGCAAGCGCCCCAGCUCCCGACAGUCAACGCCACGACCGCCAAUGACGACAUACAAUAUCAGCCGCCCAUCGUCGACCUCUCGGUGACCACCUUCCGCAGCUACUCAUGGCAAAAACCUGGCUCGCUGCUCUCCCGCGAGACGCCGCAGUAUCAAGCGAGCGUCGAGAUCGAGGCCGAGUUCCGAGACUUCGAACCCUUGGGAAUCCUCUUGGCGCAAGUCUCCAAGACGCCGGCGGCAACGGUCCAGUCCCUGAAAUGGACGCUCGACGACGUGACCAAGAAGAGGCUAUUUUCCAAAUGCCGCUCCGAGGCCAUGGUGGAUGCCCUGGACAAAGUCCGCGCAUACGUCCAGCCCCUGGGCAUGGACAAGGUCCGCGCCAUCAAAGUCACCGAGAGCCAUCGACUGAGCCGCCCUGUGGUAUGGGGGGACGUCGGCGGGUUGCGGUUCCAACGUGAUGAGCUAGACUACAAGACGCAGAUGGAGGAGCCAGAGAUUGCGACGGAGAGAUUUGGGCUGGAGCCCGGAACGUUGGAGAUCGUCGCGCAGAUUGAAGGUGAGUUCUGCGCCUGGAAGACCGGUCUGGAGGCCUGGUUUAGGCGAGGCGGCGUCUGA
Cladophialophora psammophila CBS 110553 is the source of this 864-nucleotide messenger RNA. RefSeq lists its product as uncharacterized. NCBI's taxonomy places the organism in Eukaryota, Fungi, Ascomycota, Eurotiomycetes, Chaetothyriales, Herpotrichiellaceae. The record is from RefSeq and is a predicted model, not a curated record. The coding region runs from base 1 to 864 and encodes 287 amino acids. The transcript has a single exon.